This is a messenger RNA of Chanos chanos (milkfish), 1860 nucleotides long. It is a transcript of the gene actr5, whose product is annotated as actin related protein 5. The record is from RefSeq and is a predicted model, not a curated record. NCBI's taxonomy places the organism in Eukaryota, Metazoa, Chordata, Actinopteri, Gonorynchiformes, Chanidae. The transcript has 9 exons. Bases 1 to 1860 code for a protein of 619 amino acids.
AUGACGACCAAGACAAGUUCAACAUGUAAAAUAUUUUCCUUUCAAGAUUACAAAUCAUCGCCUGAUCCGAUAUUCGAAGUGCAUUCGGAAUGUUUGCGACCAUGUCCUGUUCCGAUAGUCAUAGAUAAUGGUUCGUUCCAGACCCGUGCCGGGUGGGCAUGCAACGUGGAGGACUUGUCCACUCCUCGAUUGCUGUUCAAAUCCGUGGCGGCACGGAGUCGAGGAGCAGCACGGAGUGAGACUCAAAUCGGCAAUGACAUCCCUAAUCUGGAACCCCUGCGCUGGCUUCUCAAGAGCCAGUUCGACCGUAACGUUGUUGUUAAUUUCGAAAUACAAGAGCUGAUGUUUGAUUACAUAUUCAUGCACCUUGGUAUUGGCACAGAGGGAAGUGUCGAACACCCUCUGGUCCUCACGGAGGCGCCCUGUAACCCACUCCACUGCCGUCAGAUGAUGUCGGAGCUUGUGUUUGAAUGUUAUGGUGCACCGCAGGUAGCUUACGGAGUGGACAGUCUGUUUAGCUUCUUCUACAAUAAUACUCAGCGAUGUUUGGAGCCUCCCCACACCGGCUUGAUCGUCUCUUCUGGAUACCACUGUUCUCACGUCCUACCUUUUAUCAACGGCCGACUGGAUGCAGUAAACUGCAAGCGUGUGAAUGUGGGGGGAAGUCAGUCAGCAGUGUACCUGCAGAGACUGCUUCAGCUCAAGUACCCAGCCCACCAGGCAGCCAUCACACUCAGCCGCAUGGAAGAGUUACUGCACGAGCACAGCUAUAUUGCACCUGACUACCUACAAGAACUUGAAAAGUGGCGGAGCGCGGAGUUUUACGAGGAGGAGGUGCACCGCAUGCAGUUGCCAUUUUCUGGGAAGGCUGCAGGCGCAGUCGUGAGUGUGGAAGAACGGCAAGAGAGAAGAGCACAGCAGCUGCGCAGGCUGCAGGAGAUCAACAACCGUCGGCGUGAAGAGAGACUGCAGCAGGACCAGGAACGACUAGACACGUUGCUUGCUGUGCAGAGGUUGCUGGAGAUGGGUUUAGUGGAGCAGUUCCACAGGCGCCUGAUGGAGCUUAACAUGGAUUCCGCCGAAGAGCUCCAAUCUUACAUCCACAAACUAAGCAUCAGCGUGGAGCACAGCAGACAAACCAGGACAGAGAUUGCAGAGUUGGAGCAGCCUGUGGAUGAAGGGGACAGUGUUAAUGAGAUGGAUCCUGAUUUUAGUGAAGAGAGCACGGAGUCAGAGAAACCUGUCAGCACUGCCCAGCCGGUUUUUAACAUGGCAGAGUAUCACCAGCUGUUUGUAGGCACUGAGAGACUACGUGCCCCAGAGGUCCUGUUCCAGCCUUCUCUGAUUGGUGAAGAGCAGAUGGGCCUGAUGGAGACUGUGCAGUUUGUGCUUCAGCAGUACACUCCAGAACAGCAGGGGGAGCUAGUAAACAAUGUGUUUCUGACUGGAGGAAACUUGCAGUACAAUGGUGUAAAAGACAGAGUGGAGAGAGAGCUUCUUGCAAUAAGACCCUUUCAGUCACACUUCAAGGUAUCGUUGGCAUCACGACCAGCCUUGGAUGCCUGGUUUGGGGCUUGUGAGUGGGCUUUGAGGAACCCUCCUGGGGCUCAGGGCUGGAUCAGUCGUCAGGACUACGAAGAGAAAGGGGGAGAAUAUCUCAGUGAACACUGUGCUUCCAACCUCUUCAUCCCCAUGAGGAUCAGCAAACCAGCACCACGGGCCAGUGACCCCCCCCAGGCCGCGGAGCCCCCCACCCCUACACAGCAGCCACUGCAUGCCACCACCCCAGAAUCAGCCAUGGACACUGUACCUGCACCUGCCUCUGCCUCAGAAUCUGGAGUCCCCACAUCCACACAAUAG